CAAUGAUGGGAUAUAAGGGUGCUCUCGGCUUCGGAUAACACGGCACCAAUGAGUGGAGGUCAGAGAUGAAGUACCUCACUAGUGUCGGUCUCAAACGCCGGCGCACGGGAUGCCAGUUCACGAUCACCUAUUCUUUUCACCAAGGGUGAGCACGCAGCACGGGUGCAUACCCAUUAGGCCGCCUUGUAGCCCCUCCCAGCCAAGGAUAGUAGGGCCACAAGCGACGGCUGCUACACUAGUUAUAAGAAUUUAGGAAAAGGCUCUAUUUGGUUAUCCAAAAGACUACUUAUUUUCAACAGGAACAAAGAACGGCAGAACAGCAACCGGGGCUCGUGGAGUCAAGCGGUAGGGCCGGGCGGUGUAGCCUGGCCAUAAUAGCCUGAGGCAAUGGCUGUGGAGACAUCUCGGAUCUAGAAGCGUGGACUAGAUCCGGAGAAUGUUCGGCACCAAGUAGCCAAGCCUCCAAAAUGCCUAAGCAUCCGCUGCGCACCAGCACGUCUGCCUAGAGCAUUAAGAACCACCUUCGACUAGUGAUUCGGCGAAGGCUCUUAUGGUCGGAUAAGCACUGCGGUCAGAGACUGUGAAAGAAAUUUCUGGUACAUUCCUCAGCCGAAAAUCCCAUAAUUCAUGCCAUACCAAAGCGAGCUUCUCAUGAUGUUUAUUUAUUCUUACCUACUCUCCAGCCUGUCCCUUCACAAGCCUACUCGAAGGAGUGUCGAUGAUGCUGCAAGCCAGGUGAGUCAAAGCCUUAGCAUGGGGUUAGUGGCAAAUAUUAGGCUGGCUGAAAUCGACACUGGCGUUACGAUUGAACUUCUAUGACAGUAGUCACUUUAGGCGAGCAGCAGUAAUCUGAGGGAACAGCGUGAACCAAGGAGACUGCGGCACUCUGGACAGAGGAUGGGACAGUACAGUAGUUGGACUUUGAAUAGAGAAUUAGAGUGACUAAGACCUUUGUCAUAGGUUCUAUGUCCAUAGUGGACCAUAAGCUUCA
Molecule: messenger RNA, 991 nt
Organism: Aspergillus welwitschiae
Lineage: Eukaryota; Fungi; Ascomycota; Eurotiomycetes; Eurotiales; Aspergillaceae
Exons: 1
Coding region: 628-819 (63 amino acids)
Source: RefSeq, a predicted model, not a curated record